Fusarium musae is the source of this 1596-nucleotide messenger RNA. RefSeq lists its product as uncharacterized. The record is from RefSeq and is a predicted model, not a curated record. NCBI's taxonomy places the organism in Eukaryota, Fungi, Ascomycota, Sordariomycetes, Hypocreales, Nectriaceae. The transcript has 4 exons. Bases 1 to 1596 code for a protein of 531 amino acids.
AUGGCGUUUACGCUUAACCAUACCCGAUUGGGUGAUGCCCAAGGCCUCAAGUUAGAUGGUCAAGGAGUAGUGCAAUAUCUCGGCAUUCAGUAUGCCACUUUGGCUCAUCGCUUUGCUGGUCCGGAGCUCAAAACUGACUAUGGAGGAAAGAUUGAUGCGACAAGGAGAGGUCCAACUGUUGUUAGACCACCACUAGCUUGCGAUAUUGAAUUUGGCCUCAUCCAAAAGGCCCUCAAUAAACCCGAUGACCGUCCUAUGUCAGACCUGGACGGCUUGACUCUCGACAUCACUGUCCCAGAAGCGGCCCUCAACGAAAGCAAUGCAAAGCUCCCGGUGCUUGUGUUUAUUCAUGGAGGAGCAUACAUUAUUGGUGACAGCGGGGCACCUCAAUAUGAUAUGGCUCCCAUCGUCGCAUAUUCCCAGUCCAUCGGAAAGCCUAUUGUUGGCGUAUCGAUCAACUACCGUCUCGGAGUUGCAGGGUUCCUGGACAGCAGUCAGCUAAGAGCGGCGGGUAUCCCACCCAACAGAGGCAUUCUUGAUCAAAAGACGGCUUUUCAAUGGGUUCGCCAUAAUGUUGGCGGGUUUUCUGGCGAUCCAACUCGAAUCACAGCUAUUGGUCAGAGCGCAGGCGGCAGCUCCAUCAUGCAUCUCCUUGACCUGGAAUUGCAAAACGAACCUCUUUUUGACCGCGCCAUGUGCUUAAGUGGAAACAACUUGGCCGUUCCUUCAUCUACUAAGCACGUUGCCCAGGACGCAUACAAAUCUGUGCUCCAGUGUCUGGGAAUAGAUUCCACAUUGCCGAGCCAGGAUCAGCUGGCAGCAUUGAUUGCAACCUCUCCGGAGGACAUGCUAUCCAAGAUUCCCAUGUCAGUCCCGCUACAACCUGUGAUAGAGACAGACCAACUGCCUUCGUUCCGAUCACUCGAAAUUCACCUGCCCUCAGCUCAACACAGGCCUCCUCUUAUGAUUGGCUCGACAGACUUUGAUGCAGUCGUAUUUGAAGUUCUUGGCCUGUUCACAGAUCGAGAUCCGGGUUUGGCACAAGGUUUCGCCAGAUCCCUCAUCAAGGCCAUUCCUGAAGAACACCAUGCUAGGCUGAACAGCCUUCUCAGUCUAUAUGGAAUACCGGAAACAGAAAAUGAGGAUGAAGCUCGUAUCAAGAUUCUGCAGUUUGGGACCGAUCUCAAGUAUUUCGCCACAUCAAGACACUAUGCCAACCUCUGGCCGUCUCAGUCAUGGCUCUAUUACUUCAACGAGGCUAAUCCAUGGGAUGGACCGCACAGAGGUCGAUCAGCUCACUGUCUUGACAUAGCAUAUCUCUUCCUGAACUUCAAUCACGUCAUGGAUGACUCCCAGAAGAAGACAGCAACGGACUUUGCUCGAGAUGUGAUUAGUUUUACCAACCUGGAGGAUCCGUGGGCUGAGUUCCAUGCUUCCAAGGAACUGAGAGUAUAUGGAGUCCCGGCAGACAGUCAGCCAUCAGGAGGUCAUGUCGAGAAUACGCCCGGGCCAUCUGAGGAAGUGCAACGUCUUUGGUUAGAAAUAGGUCUCGAUAAUCUUACUCAGGCCUGGGGUGCUUACUCUGCAAGGUCGUAG